This is a messenger RNA of Gastrolobium bilobum, 1557 nucleotides long. Its product is annotated as pentatricopeptide repeat-containing protein At4g21190. The record is from RefSeq and is a predicted model, not a curated record. Gene Ontology annotation, molecular function: protein binding. NCBI's taxonomy places the organism in Eukaryota, Viridiplantae, Streptophyta, Magnoliopsida, Fabales, Fabaceae. The transcript is spliced from 6 exons. Bases 165 to 1079 code for a protein of 304 amino acids.
ACUUCACGUUCUUGUUCUCUUCGCUUAUAGAGUUGAGAGCUGCUUCUCUCUCUCUCUCUCUCUUUCUCUGAAAUGGUUGAAAAGGGUUAGAGUUCAAUACGCUGAGAUUUGAGUUCGAAAACACCAGGUCAAGUGUACGUAAACUAGUUGCUCAGGUUCUCAGGAUGCUUGCUCUGACAGAUUCUCCACUAUUUAUUCCUAAAACAUUUGAAGCAAUUAAGAUACCAACAAGUGCACGAAGCACUGUGGUAUGUGCUGCAAAAGGUCCAAGACCAAGAUAUCCCCGAGUUUGGAAGACCCAUAGAAAAAUUGGGACCAUUUCCAAGGCUGCUAAGCUUGUUCAGUCUAUUAAGCAACUGUCAAAUGUCAAAGAGGAAGUUUAUGGAGCUCUGGAUACCUAUGUUGCUUGGGAGUUAGAGUUCCCUUUAAUUACAGUAAAAAAGGCACUCAAAACUCUAGAAUAUGAACAAGAAUGGAAGAGAGUAAUACAGAUAGCAAAAUGGAUGUUAAGCAAGGGUCAAGGAAAGACUAUGGGGAGCUAUUUUACAUUACUUAAUGCUUUGGCAGAGGAUGACCGACUUGAGGAAGCUGAAGAGCUUUGGACUAAGUUAUUAAUGCAGUACAUGGAAAGCUUGCCUCGUAGAUUCUUUGAUAAAAUGAUAUCUAUCUACCAUAAGAGGGGCAUGCAUGAAAAGAUGUUUGAGGUAUUUGCAGACAUGGAGGAGCUUUGUGUUCGACCUAGUGUUUCUGUUGUGUCGAUGAUCGGAAAAGUCUUCUUGGAGCUGGGUAUGCAGGACAAAUACGAGAAGUUGCAUAGAAAAUAUCCACCACCUAAUUGGGAAUAUCGAUACAUCAAAGGAAAGCGCAUAAAAAUCAAAGUGCAAGAUCGGUCUAAUCAAGUCAACAAAUACAUCAAAAAGCGUGAGAGUGUUGAACCUAAUUCAGACUUAGAGGAUGAUAGAUCUGAAGAGACUUCAGAGGUAAUUGAUGAUGAGCAAUUCAUACAGGAUGACAAUGUAAUAUGCAUGGAACCUGAACAAAUUUCAGAUGAUUCAUAUGAGAGUAUGGAACCAGCUUAGAUGUGUAAUGGGAUAAAGAUGAUAUAAUAUGACUAUCAGAUAAGUUUCUGUUGGCAGUUAGUCACAAGUUGUUGGGAGAUGGAGUGAAGACGUUCUAGGAGAAGCACAAGGAGAACAUGUUUUUUAAAAUUUCACAAAACGUAAGCUUGAGAAUCUGGUGGUAGCCAUUUCAUUUAUGAGGUUAUCAGAUAGAUCAUUUAACAAGCCAGCGACUAAACAAAUCAGACAUCCUGCAUCAUCGAAGCCCAAGAUGUGAUGUUUUAUCUCAAGCCAGUAUCAAUGCUGAACUAGAAAGUGGGUGCUUUGGCUUGAAAUUUUCCUCAAUGUGCAACUUCAUCUGGAGAUUGAGGAUAAUUUUCCAAUGUAUUGGCUUUGAUUAGGCUUUAGUUUUGCAGGUUGGUUUAUGUUGCUCGUAUAUAUAAUGUUCAAAUUCUUAAACCAUGAUAAUUAAUUUGUCCAAAAAUAUACAAAAACAAUU